GUUGAAUCUGUGUAUCUCUUCUUUGGCUUCGGUGUCAGUGUUACUUAUUAAAAAAAAAAAACAUUUGUCCGAUCGUGGUCCUAUAAGUAAGAUGUGACAAUUUUUUUUUCUUUUUGAUCGAGACGAGCGAAAAAAAAUCAGAGAAGGGAGAUAAAUAUUCUUCAAGACUUUGAACACGGAUUGAGACACUGCCACAGCUGGUGUUUAACUGAGGAAUCGGACGAGUUAAACAGCUGGAAAAUGGAGGAAGAGGAGAGCCUCGACUGCCCAGUUUGUUUCGAGCAGUACAACGAUGGCCCUCGCACCCCGAAGAUGAUGUCCUGCCUGCACACCGUCUGCGCGAGUUGUAUUCUUGACCUCCUGGGCCUUGGGAAACAGCAACAAGGGGCGAGUGAGCCCGAGAUUCCGAGAGGUCAGAGGGUCCAGUGUCCUCUCUGUCGGGAGGACAUUUUGACGGACAAGUUGCAGACGAAUAGGUAUAUCGUAGCUCACCUCCGCCACCUCCUCCGGCUGGCAAGUUUGGCCAACGGAGAGACUCAGCACAAGAAUGCACAGGGUACAGGUGCGGACAGAGUAAAGGCAUUGGGAGUCCCCGUGUUGCCCGUGAAGCAGCAACAUUCUCCUCGCUUGGCUUCUACUCCCCCUCUCCCCCAACGAUCCACGUCUCCUCCACCUCUCCCCCAGAGGAAUCGCCUGCCUCCUCUUCCUCUGGGAGCGCCCCUCUCUCCUCAGUCCGUCCCUAGGGGUGGUCGUCGAGCCCCCGCGCCUCCCCCGCCUUCUGCAGCUGCUGAGGGAGAGCGAGCACCUCCUCCUAUAGGCAUCGUUGUUCAGUCUCCACCACCUUUCCCGUUCGGCGGACCUCAGCAAAGUCCUCCUCCUUCUGCUUACCCUCCUCGCCCUCCUUCUUCUCCGCCUCCUCCACCUGGUUACCCUUCUCCACCUGUCUACCCUCCUCCACCAACCUAUCCUUCUCCACCUACUUACCCUUCUCCACCUGCCUACCCUCCUCCACCUGCUUACCCUCCUCCACCUCCCCCCUCACUUCUAUCUUCCCCUCGCCCUCCUCACCCUCUUUGCGCUCCUCCACCCCUAUCUCCCUACCCUUUUGCCCCCGCUCCUCCACCCCUAUUUCCCUACCCUCUUUCCCCACGCGAUUCCCCUCCUACAUCCUCUCCCUCGGUCCCUCCUCCAAGCAUGCAGCACCAAAUGUAUCCAACUCUUUCGCGAUUCUCUGACGACUCAAACGCCCCCAGCUCACGACCUCCCUCUGUCUCCACGUCCCCUGUCACCCCCUGCCAGGACACCGUGUCACCGUCAGCGCCCCCUGCCGUAGAGAACCUGGAGGAGGAUCUGUGGUGCAGAACCUGCGAUGAACCAGCCAAGAAGUUCUGCAUUGACCAUGAAGUCAUUCCUCUUCUGAAGGGAGACGAGGUUACCUGGAUUGAAGAACAGCAGAAGAAACGGAACCAGGAAGAACAGGAUUUAGCGCUGGCUGUUCAACUCUCCGAGGUUUCCUUGCUAGACUCUCCUGACUCUCCUGACUGUUCCUCCUUUGCUCCUGCCGCUCCCACGAGCCCUAGUGUUAUUGUUCCCGUCGGCAGAAGGCACGGCGUCUGGAAGGGCAUGGCUUCGUCAAAGGCCAAGAAGAUCGAAGUCAGCAAAUGGACCUACGAUGAGAUUCGCCAUGCCAUUAACACCUCGCGAGAUCCGCUCUUGGUUAAGCAUUGCCACAAGGAGCUCCAAAGACGAUGGAAGGAAUACACACGAACAAUGAAGAAAAAACAGAGGAAAGAUAGAAAGAAACUGCGUUAACAAAACACCGAAAAACGAUGGAGUGUAAGGAGGAAUUUCAUCAACGUCUCAAAAACUACACUGCCUGGAAGAGGAGCAAAAACAACAUGGCGACUUGACCCACUUCCUCCCGUGUCAGGUCGUAGCAGGUCACACGAGACGCAGAAAACAACGGGCGUAUUUGCUUUUGAUGAAAUGUCACUGCAGUUAUUAAUGUUACUGUUAUCAUUAUUAUUAUUGUUGUUGUUGUUGUUGUUGUUGCUGUUGCUUUUAUUAUUAUUAUUAUUAUUAUUAUUAUUAUUAUUAUUAUUAUUAUUAU
This is a messenger RNA of Penaeus monodon (black tiger shrimp), 2110 nucleotides long. RefSeq names its product protein diaphanous homolog 1-like. Gene Ontology annotation, biological process: protein ubiquitination. Gene Ontology annotation, molecular function: ubiquitin protein ligase activity. The record is from RefSeq and is a predicted model, not a curated record. The transcript has 8 exons. NCBI's taxonomy places the organism in Eukaryota, Metazoa, Arthropoda, Malacostraca, Decapoda, Penaeidae. Bases 241 to 1812 code for a protein of 523 amino acids.